This is a messenger RNA of Conger conger (European conger), 2355 nucleotides long. RefSeq lists its product as uncharacterized. Lineage: Eukaryota; Metazoa; Chordata; Actinopteri; Anguilliformes; Congridae. The record is from RefSeq and is a predicted model, not a curated record. The transcript is spliced from 7 exons. Bases 94 to 2355 code for a protein of 753 amino acids.
GGGUAGCGCAUUACGGGAGGGCGGAUCAUCGCAGAGGCAGCGACUCUCACAGAUUCCCGACUAUAACUGUCAAAAACAGGCAGCGAACGGACGAUGGCGGACCUGGACCUCAGUCUGAGCGACGCUCUGACGGACAGCGGGCCCCCGGCCGGCCAGGAGAACCUGGUGCAGCGGGACUUUGUGGCCUCGCUGGAGGCCGAGGCCUACGACGACCAGGUGGGCGAGACGGUGGGGAAGAAGGACUACAUUCCCCUGCUGGACGACGACGACAAGAAGAAGGACGCAGGUUCUGCCGUGACACUCGGGGGACUGAAGCCAGCGCAGCGCCCGGAACCACAGGGAGAAGUGCGGCCACACUCGACAGAACAACAGGUCUUCGCAACAGACUUCCUAUCGGGCCCAAUGAUGUCGGGGUUCGGGAACCAGUGGGACAGCCAGCCAAUAGGCUCCCAGAUACAGGGCGGUGGCCUAAUGGGCCCUUUCCCAGGCUUCUCCCAGCCCGGCCUGGUCAACAUGGACGUCGGGAUGGCUCCCUUCCAGACAGAGAGGCCUCCCAGCAUCGCCGAACCCCAGAAAUCUCCCCUGUCGCUCGCCUCCGAACCCCCGAAACAUCCCCCGCUGGACUCCACCACCGGACUCCUGGGUGACCCCUGGGAGGGCCACGGUGGGCUGCAGGCGGACUUUCCUUUCACCUCCAGCGUAUCCACGGUGAUCAGUCGCCAUGCCAACCAGCUGGCAGGGAGCCCCCCGGACCCCCAGUGGCCCCCCCACCAGAGCACGGGGGCAGGGGAGGAGAGGGAGGGCGAGGCGGCCGACCGCAAGCAGCAGCAGAAGAAGAAGAAGAAAAGGAGGCCUCGGGAGGAAGUGUACGACUUCCAGGAGAACAGGGGCCCCCUCGAGGACAGUCAGGGGCCACAGGCCGAGAACAUGCCCCCGGCCGACGGCCAGCACAGGCGGAGAGACGAGGGCUGGGAACGCGACGACUGGGGGAGAUCCGGGGGCCGGGGCAAGAAGGGCAAGAGCCGGAAGAAGUUUCCGGAUGAAUGGGCGAUGCUCCAGGACCCUCCUCUGCCCUCGGCUCAGGACUUGGGCUUCCAUUCCCAGGAGAUGGUUGCCGCGGAAACCCACAGCCACCGCUCCCUCGCCCAUGCCCACCCCCCGGCCGCCAUGGACACCUCCGGCCCCGGGAUGCCCGACCCGCUGCUCUACCUUGCCGACGACUCCCUCCCGCUGGACCUGGACGACGACCUCGUUCCCGGCAUGCCGUCCUCUCUCAGCCAGGACCUGCUCUCCCUCACCGCCUCCUUGUCCCCCGAGCCCCUUCCCGCCGGUCCCACCGCCACAUCACCCAGUCCGGGAACACCCAAAGAGACCCCCCACCCGCAGUCCCCCGGUCUGGGGAACUCCUUUUCCCUGGGUGGCACAGGUACCCCCGUGGCACCCUUCCUAGCAGCUGGUAGUCCCCAUCCAGGGAAGGCUGAGGAAGGCUUCUCCCUUCUCCCCUCAGACCUUUUCGCCACCGACACCCCUCCUUCCACAGAUAGCGAGGCUCUUCCUCCCAGUCCUAAAGGCGAGCAGGCCCAGAGUAUGCCCAUCCAGAAGGCCGCACUCGUGCCCUCCUACCCACCUCCCUCGAAAGAGUCUCCUCUUUCGACCCCCACCUCUCCCCAAACCGACCCCCUCACUGAUAAAAUGGUCCCUGCUGCAUCCCCGUCAGAAUCACCUUAUAAAGAUGAUAUCUUUGUAUCGGGUAAAGAUUCCCCCCUAGCACCCGUUGAAGGGGAAUUAGCGUCUCCUUCAAAGCCUUCUGACGAUCAGGAUCCUCUCUCUCAUACCGAUACUCCUGUAUCCCCCAUGCCAGAGGAGGACCCUGAUGACACCUCAGUCCUCCUUUCCUCGUCCUCCCCGAGACCGCCCAAAGAGGCUCAGGGCCAGAAGAGGAAACAACCGAAAAAACCCCGCUCCACCUCGGCGAAGAGUCCCACCUCGCCCGACCGGAAACCGGCCGCCUCCCCGACCUCUCCGGCCCUCAGCCCCUCCGCCCCGACCCCCCCGGCCCCCCCGGCCGGCAGCUCGCUCUCCGCCCUGGCUGCCCCGUUCCCCGGGCCGAACUGGGAGCUGAACCCCACCGCUCCGCCCUUCAUCCCCAACCUGGCGGACGAGGCAGGGGGACCGGCGGACCCCUCUCUGGCUGAAGUCGCCGAGCUCCUGUCGCGGGGAUUUGCGUCGCUGGAAGUUUUCCGCGUCAGCCGCGGCACAAAAGGGGUUGACGCCGACCUCGAGUUUUGUGUCUCCGAGGGGGGCCGUCGCAGGAUUAAUAGACCUGGCUCUCGGCUGUGUACGGAGGCUGUGUGA